GCAUUGAAGAAGAAACUAAGUUGCUAUCGCGUGAACACCAAAAGAUGUCUGCGAGCAAAGUGUUUAUGAGAGCAAAGCCCUUUCUUGCUGUUCUUUUCUUGCAGUUCGGGCUAGCAGGAAUGGAUAUCCUUUCCAAAGCCGCUUUGAAUGAAGGGAUGAGCAAUUAUGUGUUUGUUGUUUAUCGUCAUGCUAUUGCCACCAUUGUAAUUGCUCCUUUUGCGAUCAUUCUGGACAAGAAAGUAAGACCAAAGAUGACCAAAGCAAUGUUUGGAAAGAUCAUGCUUCUUGGCUUACUAGAACCAGUUAUUGACCAGAAUCUUUACAUCAUGGGGAUGAAAAACACAACUGCAACAUUUGCAGCCGCUAUGUGUAACGUUUUACCUGCCAUAACAUUUGUCAUUGCUUGCAUCUUCGGGCUUGAGAAGGUUAAACUGAAAAGUAUGAGAAGCCAAGCAAAGGUAGGCGGCACACUGACUACUGUCGGGGGAGCCAUGCUCAUGACACUUGUCAAAGGGCCAGUCAUCGAUUUAAUAUGGACAAGAGGAAGAACUCAUCAACUCCAAGGAAGUGGCGGAGUAGAUCUUCAACAUUCAGUAAGAGGUUCGCUUAUGAUCACUGUUGGAUGCUUCAGUUGGGCUUGUUUCAUGGUUCUCCAGGCAAUCACGCUAGAGACGUAUCCUGCUGAGCUCUCUCUCACCGCUUGGAUAUGCCUGAUGGGCACGGUUGAGGGGGCUGCGGUGGCCUUUGUAAUGGAGAGGGGAAACGCCGCAGUUUGGGCCUUGAACUUGGACACUAAACUACUGGCAGCUGUCUACAGUGGCGUAUUUUGUUCUGGACUAGCUUAUUAUGUGCAAGGGAUAAUAAUGAAAGACAGAGGACCUGUUUUCGUGACAGCUUUUAAUCCGUUAAGCAUGAUCAUUGUCGCUGUCCUCGGAUCCUUCAUCUUAGGCGAACAAAUGUACCUGGGAAGGGUAAUUGGAGCCGUCGUGAUAGUUGCAGGACUUUACCUAGUGGUAUGGGGUAAGAGCAAAGAUUACAAGCCCGAGUCUCUGUCUAUAGACGACGGAAAAGCAGCAAAAUCUGAACAAAUUAUAGAAGCGAGUAACGAUGAUGAUGAGAAACAUCAAAAGGUUAUAACCAUAACUGAGUCUACUGAAGAGAAUGCAGAAGAUGAAGGAAGUAAGAAGACUGGGAAUCAGACAAGACGCUAGCUUAU
Daucus carota subsp. sativus is the source of this 1216-nucleotide messenger RNA. RefSeq names its product WAT1-related protein At2g37460. Gene Ontology annotation, molecular function: transmembrane transporter activity. The coding region runs from base 45 to 1211 and encodes 388 amino acids. Lineage: Eukaryota; Viridiplantae; Streptophyta; Magnoliopsida; Apiales; Apiaceae. The record is from RefSeq and is a predicted model, not a curated record. Gene Ontology annotation, cellular component: plasma membrane. The transcript is spliced from 7 exons.